AUGAUUACUGUUCCUCUUUCACCAAGAAAGAAAUUUUAUAGUGUUUGUGGUGAUUCUUAUAUUGCAUCUUCACAUGUAACUUGGUUGAAAAGACAAGGUAUAAAAAUUGUUCCUAUUCCUUACACAACGAAAAAUCCAAAAUACUACAUGUCAAAAGUAAAUGGAUUAUAUUUUCCAAGUGGGGGUGCAUUUGCAUUAAACUCAAAAGAAUACUAUAAAAUAUGUAAAGAAUUUGUAAGAUUGGCUAUGAAAGAAAAUGAUAAAGGAAAUUAUUUUCCAAUUUGGGGAGGUUGUAUGGGAAUGCAACAAUUGGUAAUUAUUGCGGACGAGCAAGAUAAUCUUGAUACUUUAUUAACACAAUUUGACUCUUUUAAUAAUUUGCUUUUGAAUCUUGAUAUUACAGAAAAUGGACGUAAAAGUAAAAUGUUUCGUAACGCAACACCUGAAUUUAUGAAAACAUUGGAAAUUGUUUCAACAAAUAAAGAUAGACAAGGUAAAACUUUUGUCUCUACUAUUGAAGGACGAUUUUACCCAUUUUAUGGAGUCCAAUGGCAUCCAGAAAGAGAUGAUACAAUGGAUUAUUUC
This is a messenger RNA of Corticium candelabrum, 585 nucleotides long. Its product is annotated as gamma-glutamyl hydrolase A-like. The record is from RefSeq and is a predicted model, not a curated record. Gene Ontology annotation, cellular component: vacuole. Gene Ontology annotation, biological process: tetrahydrofolylpolyglutamate metabolic process. Gene Ontology annotation, molecular function: gamma-glutamyl-peptidase activity. The annotation marks the transcript as partial. NCBI's taxonomy places the organism in Eukaryota, Metazoa, Porifera, Homoscleromorpha, Homosclerophorida, Plakinidae. The transcript is spliced from 2 exons.